GCUACUAGUUUUAUUAAAUAGAUAUAUAUAUUUUAUCAUGUCCACCAAGCCGAGAGUUCAGAAAGUCAAGCUUCCUCCUAUACGUCUCAUUUUUAGAUUUCUUCAAAAGAAAGCUCGAGUUCAGGUUUGGUUAUGUGAACAAAUAAAUAUGAGAAUUGAAGGCCAAUUUGCUGGAUUUGAUGAAUAUAUGAAUCUAGUGAUUAACGAAGCUGAAGAAAUUUAUUUGAAAACUGGUGUUAGACGGAAAAUUGGCACCAUUAUGCUAAAGGGCGAUUGUAUUACACUUAUACAAAACGCUAAUCCUGAAGAUAACGAUGAUGACGAAUAGUUUACUUUAGAACAUUUCU
Zophobas morio is the source of this 347-nucleotide messenger RNA. RefSeq names its product probable small nuclear ribonucleoprotein E. The transcript is spliced from 4 exons. Gene Ontology annotation, molecular function: RNA binding. Gene Ontology annotation, cellular component: U4/U6 x U5 tri-snRNP complex; U5 snRNP; precatalytic spliceosome. NCBI's taxonomy places the organism in Eukaryota, Metazoa, Arthropoda, Insecta, Coleoptera, Tenebrionidae. The coding region runs from base 38 to 328 and encodes 96 amino acids. Gene Ontology annotation, biological process: spliceosomal snRNP assembly; mRNA splicing, via spliceosome. The record is from RefSeq and is a predicted model, not a curated record.